Messenger RNA from Ostreococcus tauri, 306 nucleotides. RefSeq names its product unnamed product. Gene Ontology annotation, cellular component: FANCM-MHF complex; Fanconi anaemia nuclear complex. Gene Ontology annotation, molecular function: protein heterodimerization activity; chromatin binding. Lineage: Eukaryota; Viridiplantae; Chlorophyta; Mamiellophyceae; Mamiellales; Bathycoccaceae. The coding region runs from base 1 to 306 and encodes 101 amino acids. The record is from RefSeq and is a predicted model, not a curated record. The transcript has a single exon. Gene Ontology annotation, biological process: resolution of meiotic recombination intermediates; replication fork processing.
AUGCAUUGCGAUUCCGCGACCGCGAGCGAGGCGACGGUAGACGCCAACUUCACCGCGCGCGCGUUCCGUCUCGCCGAGCGCGAGGCUCGCGCGCGCGACAAAACGUUCACGCCCAAGGCUGCGCACGCGCUCGGCGCGCUGUCGCUCGAAUUUUUAAAAUCAUCCGCCGCCGACGUGCGCGCGUACGCCGCCCACGCGUCUCGCGACGUCAUCACGCGCGAAGACGUCGGGUUACGCGCGAGACGCGCGUCGGAGAUCACGCGCGUCGUCGCCGAGCGACGCGCCGACGCCGACGCCGACGCGUGA